Molecule: messenger RNA, 905 nt
Organism: Funneliformis geosporum
Lineage: Eukaryota; Fungi; Glomeromycota; Glomeromycetes; Glomerales; Glomeraceae
Source: the annotation of a GenBank genome assembly
UUGGUUCAUUUACUCCUGAAGGACGUUUAGCUCAUUCUACUGUCCUUGUUGACAAUAAGCUGUAUUUUUUUGGCGGAUAUGUUGAUAAUGCUAAAUCAUGUACAAAUCAAGUAUUUUAUCUCGACUUAUCUCAAUAUUUUGAUCUAACUGCUCCACCAUGGAUUUCCCUUACACAAAUUUCCGAAAUACCAUUCAAAAGUUGCUGGGGAACUGCUUUAUUGAAUGAUAAAGAACAAACUAUAUAUUUAUUCGGUGGAUUUAUGACCAAUAAUUUAAAUAAAGAUGAAUUUGUAUCAAAUGUUCAUUCAUUUAAUUUGAAUUCCUUAUCGUGGAAUGUGCCUGAUAUCGAAGGAACCACACCAGAAAGACGAAGAAAUAUGAAGGGUGUUAUUGAUAAUACUGGAAAAAUAUAUAUUUUUGGUGGAUAUGCUGAUAAGUUUUUAGGUUCACCAACACUAAUACGUAACAAUGAUAUGGUCAUCCUAAAUACAGCUGAAUUAGAAUUAUCAUGGUUAAUCAUUCCAGCUAGUAAACCGUAUGCGCAACAUGCUUAUACCGCAACACUAUUAUCUAAUGGAGUUAUUGUAUAUAUUGGUGGUACAGAAUUGCUUGAAAACACUGCAAAACAUGUUGACAUUAAAAACAUUAAUCUUUUUGAUACAAAUACCUUAACUUGGUCAGUGAAAGUAUCGAAAAAUUCUGACCCAAAUAAUUCUAAUAAAAUUAUAAUCGCAUCAAUUGGAGGAACAGUGGUCGCCGCUAUAAUUAUGGCAUGUGGAUUUUUAUUUUAUAGAUGGAAUAAAAAUAAAAAAAUAAAUGAACUAUAUCCUAGAUACAUUAAUGAGGAACAUACUUUGCCUGGAAAUAUUGUUGAACAUAAUAGUAGUACUUAUAUAACUAAGUAA